Molecule: messenger RNA, 1317 nt
Organism: Theileria annulata
Lineage: Eukaryota; Apicomplexa; Aconoidasida; Piroplasmida; Theileriidae
Product: cysteine proteinase precursor, tacP, putative
Exons: 2
Coding region: 1-1317 (438 amino acids)
Cellular component (GO): lysosome
Molecular function (GO): cysteine-type endopeptidase activity
Source: RefSeq, a predicted model, not a curated record
AUGGUUAGUUCCGUUGUUUCUAACCCUAAUGAACGACUUGUUAAUAACAGGGUCGACAAUGAUUUGGAGUCUGUUGAUGAUAGUUUAUCCUCCCAGACCAAGUCCUAUUCUGGUUUAACUAGGAGGCUUCUUUUGGCCGUUGUUGUCCUUUUCUUUUUAGCUGGAGUCUCCGUUGUUUCUUAUUUUCUCUUUAGUAAAUACAAGAUGUUGAAUAAGUUUAAGAAGGACUUGGAUGACCAUUUGACUAGGGACUUCCCGAACUUGGAAAAGGCUAAGCGUGACACUUGUUUCGAGGAAUUGACUAGGUUGUUUGGCGACGGUUUCUUAUCUGAUGAUCCUAAGCUUGAAUACGAGGUCUACCGUGAAUUUGAAGAGUUUAACUUCAAAUACAAUAGGCGUCACGUCAAUCAACAAGAGCGUCUCAACAGGCUUGUAACUUUCCGUUCCAACUAUCUUGAGGUUCUCGAACAGAAAGGUGAUGAGGCUUAUGUUAAGGGUAUCAACAGAUUCAGUGACCUCACUGAAAAAGAAUUCUAUAGACUAUUCCCUGUUAUGAAACCACCAAAGGCAACAUAUUCAAAUGGUUACUAUUUAUUAACCCAUUUGUCAAAUACCACUUAUUUAAAAAAUUUGAAAAAGGCCUUAAAUACAAAUGAGGAUGUUGACCCCAAAAAACUAACUGGUGAAAACCUCGAUUGGAGAAGAUCAUCUUCAGUUACCUCUGUUAAGGACCAAAGUAAUUGUGGUGCUUGCUGGGCAUUCUCAACUGUGGGUUCCGUUGAGGGUUAUUACUUGUCCCACUUUGACAAAAGUUACGAUCUCAGCGUCCAAGAGUUGGUGGAUUGCGACACCUUUAGCAACGGUUGCCAAGGCGGUUUAUUGGAGUCAGCUUUCGAAUAUGUCAGAAAACAUGGUCUAGUAUCUGCCAAAGACUUGCCUUUUGUAGAUCGUACUAAAAGGUGUUCAGUACCAUCCGCUAAAAAGGUCACCGUACCAUCAUACCUUGUUUUCAAGGGAAAGGAAGUUAUGACGAAAUCACUUACCUCCUCACCAUGUUCCGUCUACGUCUCUGUUUCCCCUGAACUUGCCAAGUACAAAUCCGGAGUUUACACCGGAGAAUGCGGAAAGUCCCUGAACCACGCGGUUGUUUUGGUAGGUGAAGGAUAUGAUGAAGUCACCAAAAAGAGAUACUGGGUUGUGAAAAACUCUUGGGGAACAGAUUGGGGUGAAGAUGGUUACAUGAGACUUGAAAGAACUAACAUGGGUACAGAUAAAUGCGGAGUUCUUGACACUUCCGUAUCUCCAUUCGAACUUUAA